GUGUAACCAUAUUGAUCGUUUUGAAUCUGUAGUUCAGCUAUCGAACCUGCGUUCCAGUUAGUGAGAGUUAGCUAGUGAUUAAAAGCCCACAUUCAUCAGUAAUAUGUCUAUGUAUGAGAUGUUGGCCGCGUGUUAAAGCAGCAGUGCGUGUGGAGCAAUGUAGCAGCGGUGAAGUAAUGACAACUCAUCACGAUUUUGUUGGGUUACUAUGAGCUCUCUAUCAGCCCAGCCUGCGGCAUCAUGCUCUUCAUGCAGGACACUACCUGGAGAGGGAAAUCAGGUACAACCGAAAGCCCCUCUCCUGCAGAUUCUGCGUGUUGCCGGAGCCCAAGAAGAAGUCUUCACUCUCAAAGAGGUGAUGCACUACUUGGGUCAGUACAUCAUGGGAAAGCAACUGUAUGACAAGCAGAGGCAGCAUAUAGUCCACUGCCAGGAUGACCCGUUGGGAGAGCUGCUGGAGGUGGAGAGCUUCUCAGUCAAAAACCCGAGCCCGGUGUAUGAAAUGCUCAAGAAAUACUUAGUUGUGCUUGGUUGUUCUGACGCUGCAGAGAAUCUUUCUGUGGGCCGUGAAUGUGUAGAGGGCGGAGUGGAGGAUCGUGGUCAGAUAUGUGGAGGUGUGGUCAAAGCAGGGCUGGAGGCUGUCAGUAAUGGGCCUCUCCUGCCGACCCCCUCCCAGAGACGACCUCGGGAGCCAGACGAUGACUCCCUUGAAGGCCUGCCACGGUCAGCCUGUAAACGGCCCAAACUGGAUGUUACUCUGGACGAGUGGGACCUCUCUGGCCUGCCCUGGUGGUUUCUGGGUAAUCUUCGUAGUAACUACAGCCGCAGGAGCAAUGGCUCCACUGACAUCCACACAAACCAACUGUCUCCUGCACAGGAGGAGGACACAGCUAUCGUGUCAGACACCACUGAUGACCUCUGGUUCCUGACCGAGGGCGAGAGUGAGCAGGUGAGCGUGGAAAUGAAAGAGGCUGCACUGGAGGAAGGGAGUGCAGGGGAAGGGGAGGCUCUACCUGAGGAUGAUGAUGGAGGAGGAAAGGAGGCGAAAGCAGAUCGAGAGAUGCAGGAGGAGCCAGAUGAAGACUCGCAGUGUCUGAGCGAUGACACUGACACAGAGAUCUCCACACAGGAUGCGUGGCAGUGCACAGAGUGCAGGAAGUAUAACACGCCUCUCCAGAGGUACUGUGUUCGCUGCUGGGCUCUACGUAAAAACUGGUACAAGGAUGUCCCCCGACUAGCCCAUUCCCUUUCUGUUCCUGACAUCCCAGCAUGCAGUUCUCUCACCACCCACGAUGAGGAAGAUGACAGCGACACAGGCAUUGAUGUCCCAGACUGCAGCAGGACAGUGUCUGACCCUGUCAUCCUGCCCUCCCACUCCACGGCUGACCGGCCACUGCCUAAUAUGGUCACAGGGAAAGGCAAGGGGCCUUGGCCCUCCAGCUUCCUUAAGGAUGAGCAGCUCUCAGAGGGGGACAGUCAGGAAAAUCUGGGCAUGGAGGUUGAAGAAGUUAGGCCUGAGGCACUGUUGGAGCCUUGCAAGCUCUGUCGAGUGCGACCGCGCAAUGGAAAUAUAAUACAUGGUCGCACUGCUCACCUACUAACCUGUUUCCCAUGUGCAAGGAGGCUACACAAGUUCCAGGCUCCUUGUCCGGGUUGUGGGAAGAUCAUUCAAAAAGUUAUUAAGACGUUCAUCCUCUAAAUGGCACACGCACACAUCUGUCUAGGCUCUGGGGACUUAAACAACACACAUUUUCAAAUGGUUUCAACAAUACUAGCUGCAUGCACUCCGGUACACACUGCUUGUAGAGAGACACGCAAAAAACGUGCACCUUAACCUUAAAACCUACACAGAUACAUGCAAAGUUUAGCACUUGGUAAAGCUUGCUCUUGGUUGCAUGGUUUAUUUUGAAUCACACUGCCUCCGAAGUAUUGUUAGGUGAAACACAAGAGUUUAUCAUACCAAAUGUUUGUUUUAGUGCCACAUUUAAAUAAGGGACACACAAAGGCAGAAGUAUUUAUUUAUUUAUGAGAAGAUCACAUAAGGGUGCAGUUUGUGAUAUUAUUUGAUUUCAUUGAGGCUUGUUUUUUCAGGCUGUGUGAAUUUUCUUAUUGGUUUUUGCAUUGCAUUUGUUAAAUGUGCCAUUUAAAAAAAAAA
Molecule: messenger RNA, 2155 nt
Organism: Morone saxatilis (striped sea-bass)
Lineage: Eukaryota; Metazoa; Chordata; Actinopteri; Moronidae
Gene: mdm4
Product: MDM4 regulator of p53
Exons: 11
Coding region: 209-1699 (496 amino acids)
Biological process (GO): protein ubiquitination; negative regulation of apoptotic process; regulation of cell cycle
Cellular component (GO): nucleus
Molecular function (GO): ubiquitin-protein transferase activity
Source: RefSeq, a predicted model, not a curated record